Messenger RNA from Colletotrichum spaethianum, 759 nucleotides. RefSeq lists its product as uncharacterized. The coding region runs from base 1 to 759 and encodes 252 amino acids. NCBI's taxonomy places the organism in Eukaryota, Fungi, Ascomycota, Sordariomycetes, Glomerellales, Glomerellaceae. The transcript is spliced from 4 exons. The record is from RefSeq and is a predicted model, not a curated record.
AUGACGGGUUGGACGUUCAACACACCAGAUGAUACGCCAACCAACGGACCACAACUUGCCGCUGUCUGUAUUGCUUUUACCGCCGUCGCCCUCUUUCUUGUCUGCCUUAGACUCUAUGUUCGGACAACGCUGGUCAAAGCAGUUGGAUAUGCGGGCGGGUAUAAAAUCGGCACGAUAAUAGUUGCGGUGGCCUGCACUAUGGGCCACAUUGCGUUUAUCUGCGUCUUCAUUUUCCUGUGUACACCAGUCGAGAAGCAAUACGAUCCCUCGAUCCCUGCCGACAUACAGAUGCGAAAGAAGAUUGUGCUCCUGGCUCUCUUCAUCCUCGGCGUCUUCGUCACCAUCAUCCAAGCAAUCCGGAUCCAGACCAUCAAGAACCUCGUCAACUACCUUGACUCAGCAAAGAGCAUCCAGUGGUCCGUCAUUGAGAACUGCAUCGGCGUCGUCAUCGCAUGUGUCCCGACGCUGGCUCCGAUGGUCAAGUACUUCGCCGAGAAGAGCCGCAACUACAACGAUAGCGAUUCGCGGCCAAAAAACUCACGAUACGCACUGCAGACCUGGGGCACCAAGCGGAGCGGAAUGCAGCCGCUGGGAACUGGAAUCGACAGAGAAGUUUCCGUCACUGGAACAACGAAGGCGGAGGACAGCACCGAGAACAUCCUGUCCCAGAGCGGCAUUACGAAGAGGACGGAUCUACAAAUCACGACGCACGAUGCUCCGGAGACUUGGUCUAAUAACGAACGGAAACAGGAUGUUUGA